UCACUCAGUAGUUAAGCUAACAACGCGCUAGAACGAUGGCCGCACUUCCACCACGAAAAAAUCCAACACCGACGAAAAUAUCCAAACAACAUCUAACGCCGUUGCAAAUUUUGCUCCAGAUGGGCUUUCCCAAGCAUAGAGCCGAAAAAGCCCUCGCAGCGACCGGAAACCGGGGCGUCCAGCUAGCAUCGGAUUGGUUGCUCGCACACGUAAAUGAUCCCUUCCUGGACGAGUGUGCACCGCGCGAAUACAUACUGUACGCUUGCCCGACCGGGCCAUUUCUACAGCAGCUGGAAAACUUUUGGGCCCAAUCGCGUGAAACCUGUGGCUGGAACGGUGCCCACAACUUUACGCCACACAUUACGCUGGUUUCAUUUUUCAAAGCACCGGACGAAUGUGCACCACAGCUGUCGAAAGCACUCAAGGAGCUAAUGAAUCUGCCCGGGGCCCGUAUCGAUCGGCCGAUUGGGCUGGAGCUGUACACAAGCCCAAACUUUAUGGGCUUCUUUGUGGCGGAGGAUGAUGCCAACUAUCUCAAGCGGCUGGCACUGCAAUACGUGAAAGAAGUGUCCCAUUCAAUAAUUAGUGACACCUAUGAGCAGCUAGAUGCAUUGGUAACCUGUUUCCCAUGGUGCGGCGGAGUAACGUCAGCUCGUUGUAUACCGCGUAGCAGUCGAUCCAUAUCGCUAGAACCCCACGUAAAGUCACUUCAUCUCACGCUGGCCUACCAAUUCCCACCCGGCCAGUUUAACGCACUGAAAGCGUUGGUUGAAAAUUUGGACGCAUCCUGUACCGACGCCAACUGGGAGCUACGCUUGUACUCGCGCGAUCCACGGCUGGUUUCGCGCCAAGUGCACAAAGUCCUUUACCCACAUACACCACGCGAAACGGACGAGCUAGAGCUACGGAUCGGUGACUACAUCUAUCUCAAUCCGGAAGCGAUACAGGCCUCGUCGGACGGUUGGGUCGAGGGUAUGUCGUGGCUAACCGGGACCACCGGCUAUCUGCCGGAAAACUAUACUGAACGGACGGCCGAAUCGGACGCGUGGACGAUGCACCGUACCGUGCCACUGUGUGAUGCAAGGAUAGCGGUUGAGAUGGCGGACAUGGUAGAUGGUAGUGUGCAGGAGGUGGUAGGUUCGUCAAGUGUGCUGCAGGAGGCACACGAUGCGGUAGCAUCCUCACCUGUGCUAGUGUCUACCGUAGGUCAGAGUGAAUCACAGCCAGACUCGGUGCUGGCAGCACCGGACAGUACACCUCCUGCAGCGGAACAACAAACGGCAGACGAGCAGAGCAUCAUCACUGGCAAGAUGUUGGGCGGCGGAACCACCACCAAAUCGCUCGAUGACAUUCCGCUGGAAAAGCUGCACGAGCUAGUAAAAAAGCGCAUCAACAUGCAGGUAAUUCCGGGAGAUGAAGGUGCAGUGCAGUCGCAGACGGUGUCGAAAAUGGAAUCCGGUACACGGAAGGUAUAUCUGAUGCGUCACGGUGAGCGUAUCGAUUUUACGUUCGGUACAUGGGUUCCCUACUGUUUUGACGAGGCAGGAAAUUACAUCCGAAAGGACCUGAACAUGCCGAAAACGUUACCCAAACGCAAACCAAGCCUCUGGCAGCGGGACUCACCACUCACGAACGUUGGCCGCUAUCAGGCACUGCUCGUGGGCGAAGGUAUGAAGGAUGCAGGCGUUCGCAUCGAAAAGGUGUACUGUUCACCCUCGUUUCGCUGCAUCCAGACGGCCACUUCAGUGUUGGAGGGGCUGGGAUUAAAAGACACCCUGCCGAUCUGCAUCGAGCCGGGACUGUUCGAGUGGCUUGCCUGGUAUCAGGACGGAUUGCCGGAGUGGCUUUCGUGUGAGGAAUUGAUUGCGGCCGACUAUAAUAUUGCGACCGACUAUAAGCCCAUGACAACGGCGGAUGAUUUGAAGGAACAUUUUCACGAGAAGCUGGGCGAAUUUUACUGCCGCAAUUCAGAGAUUGCAGAAUCAAUCAUCAAAAGCACGGAAGGAAACAUACUGAUCGUUGGGCACGCGACAACGCUCGACACGUGCUCCCGGUUCAUCACCGGGGAAAAGAUACGUUCCACCAACGAUAUGGGCAGAAUUAUGCAAAAAGUUUCCUACUGCAGCCUGGCCGUGAUGGAGUCGGACGGUACGAUGGUCGGCGGUGAACUCGACACGACAGAAAGCACCAUUAAGGGCCACUGGAAGCUGACUGUUCCGCCGUGCGAUCCAAUGACGCACACUAACAACAAUCGCUUUGAUCACAAAAUUCUAUUGGAUUAG
This is a messenger RNA of Anopheles maculipalpis, 2282 nucleotides long. It is a transcript of the gene Epp, whose product is annotated as protein UBASH3A homolog. Bases 36 to 2282 code for a protein of 748 amino acids. The transcript has 7 exons. Lineage: Eukaryota; Metazoa; Arthropoda; Insecta; Diptera; Culicidae. The record is from RefSeq and is a predicted model, not a curated record. Gene Ontology annotation, molecular function: protein binding.